AUGACCAGAGACUGCGGACACAGUACAGGAGAUGACCAGAGACUGCUGACCUUUAGGGAGGGGGGAGCGGUUACCCAAAUUUUGACAGGUAUCCGCUCCCACUUCAUCCCCUCCCUGUCUUCUGGGACACAUGACAGGUCCCAGAAGACUGCCGGACCAUUCACAAAGUGCAACGCUUCUUGCGCAUGCGAAGUGGGCACCCGGCUGUGAAGCAGCAAGCUGUGUCACAUCGGAGGUGCCCACAUCAAAGAUGCCGGAGAGAAGAAAGUGAGGACAGCACUGGACCGUGAGGAACAGGUA
Messenger RNA from Staurois parvus, 300 nucleotides. Lineage: Eukaryota; Metazoa; Chordata; Amphibia; Anura; Ranidae. The record is from the annotation of a GenBank genome assembly.